Messenger RNA from Megalobrama amblycephala (Wuchang bream), 3641 nucleotides. RefSeq names its product protein phosphatase 1, regulatory subunit 3Aa (gene ppp1r3aa). The record is from RefSeq and is a predicted model, not a curated record. Gene Ontology annotation, molecular function: glycogen binding; protein phosphatase 1 binding. NCBI's taxonomy places the organism in Eukaryota, Metazoa, Chordata, Actinopteri, Cypriniformes, Xenocyprididae. Gene Ontology annotation, cellular component: protein phosphatase type 1 complex. The transcript has 4 exons. Gene Ontology annotation, biological process: regulation of glycogen biosynthetic process. Bases 638 to 3367 code for a protein of 909 amino acids.
AAUAAUUAUGCAAUAAAAGAUAAGAUCCCACAGACAGAUAGCUAGAUAGAUAGAAUAAAAUACAAAAAUAAUACAAAACAAAAAACAUGAAAGCUUGCCCCAACCUGAUAUAUUAUCAUAAUAUCUGAAUGUAAUGACAGUGUGGUUUUAUUUUCACUUUUUUUAUCUGACAGAAAUAACAAAAUAUCACCAUUGUACAUUUUUUUUUGGAUGACAGAAUUAACAAAAACUUUUAAAAAAGUUUUAACUAACUGUUUGAAACCAAGAUACAAAACCACAAGCAUUUGAAAAACAGUUACUGUAAUAUCUCUCUUUGAGCCAACUCCCCAUGUGACAGCUUGCCCAGGUCUCCUCUACAUCUCCAAACGGAAGCAUCAAGUUGUUUUCAUGAGCAUUUAUCGAAGUAAUCUCCAGGUUCAGGAGAGUUCAACAGACGACAUGGACACAUCAAAGUGUCCCACGUCUACCACACUCUAGUGACCAGGAAGACAAGCAUAGUUUGCAGCUAUUUUUAAGCCUGGCAACCACACAAUGUUCAGCUGCAACCUGAUGCUCUGUGCCAAGUCACGUUGUGAGUGAGGGUUUCAGGUGGUUAGUGCUGUUCUGCCUGACUUUACCCAUUCAGCAUUACCCAGGCAUGUCUGCGGAAGAGCUUGUACCCUCCAUGGUCUCCUGCAACAUGGAGUCUCCCAUCUGCAGGGACUGGAUAAUGAAAAACAAAGAGGUAAACAUAAAAUCAGAGGAGACGGUAGACCGGAUAUCAGAAGGAAGCUCCGCAGAUGAAUCAGAGGAGGUAGAACCCGAGCCCCCACCUGUAGCCGUGCGAAGAAAGGUGUCGUUUGCGGAUGCCUUUGGUCUAGACCUGGUUUCUGUGAAGGAGUACGACAGCCGGGAUUCAUCCAGGUCGGAGGUGGACGGUAGAGAGGGUGAGGAAUAUUACAUCUCGUGCCUCUUCACCAUCCCAGCUUUAAACCAGGACAUGGAGGUGAGACUUCAGCAGCAGAAGCUGGAGCUGGAGCGCAUCGAGCUGCUCCCUGGAUCCACCACGAUCCGGGGCAUCGUCCGCGUUCUUAACCUCUGCUUCCACAAGGCUGUCUACAUCCGCGCCUCGUUGGAUGGCUGGCAGAGCCAUUUUGACCUGCAGGCGGAGUACGUGCCUGGGUCCAGCGAUGGCGAGACAGACUGCUUCUCUUUCCUUCUUGUGUUGACGCCUCCAUUCCAGGUCGAAGGGGUACGGGUGGAGUUCUGUCUGCGUUACGAGAGCACUGCUGGAACCUUCUGGGCCAACAAUGGAGGGACGAACUACAUUGUCUUCUGCCACCAAAGACGAAGGAACAAUCAGAGAGAGAAAGAGAAAGACAAUGAGAAAGAGAAUGAGAGUGAAAAUGAGAAGUUACUUGAUGAGAGUAGCCACAAAAGGAUCAGGAGCUGCCUUAAAACAAUCAGUAAAACGAUCUACACAGAGGCGACACCAGCAGAGGCGAGCAGAGAGACCUCAGAGCAAGUCACACCCAAAACAGAGGAAGAAGCAAAUAUCACUUCCUGCAAAUCCCUUAAGGACUGCUGCAAAUCUCUGGUGGAUCGUCGUAGGAAACGUCAAGCUGCCCGUUUGGCACAUGUGCAAGACUACUUCGCUCAGAAAGCAAUGGAAACCCAGAUUAGAUGUAAUACUAACACAGGUGAAAGUACCACAUCCAUCCCAAGGCUGAGUAUACCAAGUAGAACUGAUUUGCCGGUUGUCCACAGGCGACAAGGAUGCGGUAUGGACACACCACCUAUACUAACGUACAACCAGAUCCCUUUACUUUCUCUGGACUGGGGCAGUAAAACAACAACCCCUCCCCAUGCAAACCCUCCUGAUGCCUUCAAUGAAACAAGCUGGCAAGUUGAAGAUCACCUAGCCAAAUCGAUUCAUGACGUCUGGGAAGCUUUUCUUAACAGCACUGACACAACAAGCACUCACAAUGAUAUGCAGGAACAAAUGUGUGGUCCUUCAGAGUCACUUGGCCAAUCUGAAGUUUUAGCUUCAAGGGAUAAAGUUGUAGUUCCAUUGGAGGCCAAUAAAGAUGAGAAAGACAACAAUCGUGGGUCUGGUGACAGCUCAGUAAUAGAAAUAGUAAAAUGUGAUCCUACAGAGCAAUCAAAGAGUCCUUCUAGAGAUCAGGUUGUGGAUUGCCAGCUAGUGAAAGAGCCAAGAGUCACUACCGUACCAUGUUCUAUGCUGGGAUCAGAGCCAGAGAGAGUGAGCAGAGAUUUAGAGGCAUCUCAUGACCGCCAAGCCCCACAUCACGAGCACACAAGUAGAUCUUUGAGUCAAGACACGACCAAGCCAAGCCCGGGGGACAAAACUCGAACUGCACAUGACACCGAGACUCAGAAUUCAGAAGCCAGAGAUGGAAUCUCACCUGAAGAAUGCACAGGCAGCUUCGACACCUCAAAGGUUAAAGAAAACACACACAGAGCGGUCAAAGACACCCUGACAUUUACGGGUAUCAGGGACAUGUCGCUCACAAAUAGACAGGCCAAGGGAUCUUUUUCAGAAAGGAAGGAUAUAAAUAAAGACGAUAGCGAGGAGCAGGUGGAAAUGAGGGAGUUUUAUAGAGAAGUACAUGAAGAGGACACGGAAAACAGUAGAAAAGGACAAGAUGAAACAACUACGGAUCACAGCGCAGAAAUACAGAGCGUUUCAUCGUGCAAGAGCGAGGCGUUUAAUGAGAGCGAAUUAUGCACGUCGAACAAGAAUCUUAACAAAGACAAUUCAGAGCUACUGAAAAACGAAGAGAGGCUGUUUGAGGCAAACGAAGGACUUAAAAUGAAGGAGCAACUGAACGAGACAACUAUAGAAGCUGCUAGCACUGAAGAAAACGAAAUGUCUUCAGAAACCAAACGAGAGCUUGUAGAGGACUCCCGAGCGGUGGGUGACAGUUGCACAGAUGGAGAAGAGAAAGAGUUUGAGUUACUCAAGGCAUUUAGCACUGACCUAUCCAAUCACCUUCUUCAGACAACAUCUGCAAAGCAAAGUGAGGUCACUUCUCCAGAAGAAGACUUUGAGCUUGGGAAGACUCUCAGAAACUUUCAACAACCUCAGCGACUGAAUAGAGAGGAUGAACCCCCCACGCCAUUACCCAGCAUUCACCUGUCCUGGGUGGGAGGAGGCGACAGCAGCAGACCGUUUUCAUGGUGGAAGGAGUUUUGCUCGAUGGUUCACAUGGCCAAGGCUCUUGUGUGUGCUGUUCUGUUUGUGAUCUUCAUAAUGGCGUAUCUGUAUGACCUGCCGACCUGCUUGGGCCUCUAUCUGUUUUCUCUGUGCUGGUGGUGCAGCCAUGGCAUGACACAGCGUCUGGAUGGGGCUGUUGAUGUGGACUGAGACCAGGCAGGACGUUCUUGAAUGUUUCGGAGGACGUUCUUGUCAAGUGAUGUGCGUUUCUUUUUAACGAAAAGUGACAUGAAGUGAUUCUACGGGCCCAACAUCACUUGACAAAACUAGAUUUAGGAGGCAUUUUUUUCUUGUCACUUGUGUUUACAUUAAAAGUUCAACUUAAAGCAGGAGUCUUUCAAUAUAAUACUAAACUCAAACUGCCAGAAUAGUGGAUGAACUGCUUAUCCAAUUAUGUGAUGUAAUAAAAUGAGAGAAAACACUA